Molecule: messenger RNA, 1383 nt
Organism: Musa acuminata subsp. malaccensis (wild Malaysian banana)
Lineage: Eukaryota; Viridiplantae; Streptophyta; Magnoliopsida; Zingiberales; Musaceae
Product: methionine aminopeptidase 1D, chloroplastic/mitochondrial
Biological process (GO): proteolysis
Cellular component (GO): chloroplast
Molecular function (GO): metalloaminopeptidase activity
Source: RefSeq, a predicted model, not a curated record
UGGCGAUUGGCCUGCGGAUAAAGCGUUCCGAGACGGCGCCUUCUGUUCGACCCCGCCGCCUCUUUUGUUGGUGCAAGGAGAAACGAAGAAGAAAUAACCCAACCCCAGCUUCCUCCAGUCAUCAGCAAUGGCGGCGUGCACAUCUUCUCUCCAACCUCGCCUUCUUUCCUCCAUCUUCGGCGACCGCCUCGUCCACUCGUCCACGCCUUUCCUCGGCCGCAACCCAGGAUUCAAGAAUGCAUCAAUCCAGUUCUCAAGAACACUAUGCAACUUAGCUGAUAUUCUAUUCAAUAGAAGAAGUAAAGAUGACCUGAUAAACAAUAAACGCAAACUUCUGCAACCUGGAAAAGUUUCCCCUCGUCUACAUGUGCCAGAUCACAUAUUGAAGCCUCCAUAUGUAAAUUCUCAUCACACACCGGGAAUUGCUAGUGGACCUGAAAUUCAUGAUGAAAUGGGAAAAGAAAGCAUGCGGGCAUCUGGAAGGCUUGCUGCGCAAGUAUUGGAAUAUGCUGGAACUCUUGUUCAGCCAGGUAUUACAACUGAUGAAAUUGACAAAGCAGUUCACCAAAUGAUCGUUGAUAAUGGAGCAUAUCCUUCACCUCUUGGCUAUGGUGGCUUCCCAAAGAGUGUUUGUACAUCAAUAAAUGAAUGUAUUUGCCAUGGGAUACCAGAUUCCCGUGCACUUGAGGAUGGUGAUAUCAUCAAUAUCGAUGUUACUGUAUAUCUUAAUGGCUAUCAUGGUGAUACUUCUGCCACAUUCUUUUGUGGUGAUGUUGAUGAGGAUGCAAAGAAACUGGUUCAGGUAACUAGAGAGUGUCUUCAGAAGGCGAUAUUAAGAUGUGCACCUGGAGUGGAGUUCAAACAAAUCGGCAAAACUAUACAUGAUCAUGCAGAUAAGUUUCGGUUUGGCGUAGUUAGGCAGUUUGUUGGUCAUGGUGUUGGACGCGUAUUCCAUGCUGAUCCUGUUAUCCUUCACUUUAGAAAUAAUGAGCGUGGAUGUAUGAUACUCGGUCAAACAUUUACAAUAGAACCUAUGCUUACAAUGGGGAGCACUAGAUCUGUCAUAUGGGAUGAUAACUGGACUGCGGUAACCGAAGACGGAAGCCUAUCUGCCCAAUUUGAGCACACCAUACUGAUCACAGAAAAUGGGGCAGAAAUACUGACACAAUGCUAGAAAUAUAUUCAAGAUUGAGACUCCAUUGUGUGAUUCAGCAAACUCAUUCAUCUUUCAUGGAAGAACAUUCCUGGUACUGUAUUACUACCUCAUAUACUAUUCGAGCUGCAGUUGACUUGCUUUGGCUGGCCAUUUCCUCCAUGUAUUAUUAUUUGUAAAUUUCUUGCAGUUUCUCAAUCAAAAGGUACCUUUGCAUCAAAAAUCUAUUU